Molecule: messenger RNA, 1332 nt
Organism: Plasmopara halstedii
Lineage: Eukaryota; Oomycota; Peronosporomycetes; Peronosporales; Peronosporaceae
Product: drug metabolite transporter superfamily
Exons: 4
Coding region: 1-1332 (443 amino acids)
Biological process (GO): transmembrane transport
Cellular component (GO): membrane
Molecular function (GO): transmembrane transporter activity
Source: RefSeq, a predicted model, not a curated record
AUGUCGUGCGGCUCACGAGAAGCUAUCGUCUUUAGCAUGGGACUCGUCACUGGAACGGGCACUACUUUAACUGGCAAGAUUUUGUAUGGUGUGGAUUCAAUUGGCCUUGAUGGAGAAGUGAAAAAGUUUGAAAAGCCCAUUUUUCAAACCUGGCUUAUGUUCCUAGCCAUGGUAUUUGCACUGCCUAUUCACUGGGCAUAUCAUUACUACGUCGAGCAACAGUGGCGUCGAAAUAAUCGUCAUGGUAUGAAAUACCGUUUCCGAAUUCCACGGAAAAUGUAUUAUUUGCUAGCAUUUCCAGCAGCUUUCGACCUGAUUGCCACGUUUGUUGCCAAUCUUGGUCUUCUAUAUGUCACAGUCAGCGUGUUUCAGCUUAUGAAAUGCACCGUUAUUGUCUUUGUGGCAUUACUUAAGGUAUUUGUUCUGAAAGAUCGGUUACGCAGUUACAUGUGGAUUGGCAUUGCUCUUAAUAUGCUCGCAGCAUUGAUGGUGGGUGCUACGAGCCUAGCAGACUCUGAUAGCCAAGAAAAUAACUCGACUGAUCAGCAUCCAGCAUUUGGGGUAUUAAUGGUCGUUUUAAGCUGCGCAAUUCAGGCUGUGCAGUACGUUUUUGAAGAAAAACUUAUGGAUGAAGUUGACAGUGCACCUCCUCUAGUAGUUGUGGGUAUGGAAGGCGUGUGGGGCUUGAUACUGACGUCGUUCGUUGUGUACCCCAUUGCAUAUUUGAUUCCUGGCAACGAUUCAGGCUCAAACGAGAGAUUUGACGAUGCGUAUGAGAUGCUCGUGAACAGUGGACUGGCUCAAGUGGUCGUCCUUAUCUAUUUGCUCGUGAUUCUAGGAUACAACGUCUUUGCUGUCUCGGUUACAUAUUUGCUCAACUCGAUUUGGCAUGCGAUUUUGGAUAAUUUCCGUCCAAUUACCGUAUGGGCAGCCGAUUUGAUACUGUUUUACGUCAUUACGCAUGGAGAUUUCGGUGAACGCUGGACGAUCUGGAGUUGGUUGCAGCUUGUGGGGAUGUUGACGUUAUUAUUGGGUACGGCAGUCUACAACGGCACUUUGCGUCUACCUGGAUUCGUCUACUUGGAACCGCUGGAUGAAGCAAUGACUUUGAUUCGUACCCCAGAAGCACUCACUACAUCCGCGUUCUCACGUUCACCAUUAAUCACGCGCAAUGCUAUGAAAGCGGCUGAAAUUGCACGUCGGACGCCUAACGCCAAUGAUCGCGACCGUGUGAGACGUGAGUUCAUGACCGAGUACCAACCACUGGCUGACGCUGAAUCGCGGCGACGUAUUGAUCCGGCGGGACACACGUACGGAUCGCUUGAGACUUAA